AUGGCAAUCGAGAACCAGGCACCGACGGGACAGCUGAGUUCACCAUCUCCAACUUCUGCGACUUCAUCGAACACUAUCAACAUGAACCAAACGGCAAUCAACGGAACCCAUUUCGACGGGCUUAAUAAUCCCACCCCCCCACGUCGCCCAUCCUACGAAUCCGACGACGAGUCCGACCCGGCGAGACCUAGAAAACGCCCUGCAACGUUAGCCACAGUCGAGCUUCUUAGUGCUGAGUGCAUGGCUGCUGAAGCGAACAACUUGAGAGAGGACGUAAAUAUGGCCAACAGUUCACCUACCGUUCCCAACGAUACUUCAUCCGAAGACACAAUGGCCGGCGACGAAAUCGAAGAACAACAACAACAAGGUGUGGUUGUUGUUGUAAAUACGAGGACGGAAACAUCCACAGCUGCAAACGAGUGCGAAAAUACAAUCGACCCAGACUUACAAGCCGUUCCUAAAUCUGACGGUACACAUCCAUCGCCGGACUCUGAGGAUUCCUCACCGACAGCAGGUGGCUCGGAUGCCACCGAGGAGGAGUCUUAUAAAAAUAAAAAUUAUGUCAUAUCGAAAGAAAGAGAAGGUCAGAGGGAGCGACGAGAGGUCGUCCAUAUUUUAGAUGACGAAGAUGAGGAGAUUGACAGUAACAUGAAUCAGGCUCCUGAAUUUGAGCCCUUUGCGACAGAAAUCCUUCCACAGCUGCAACCUCGUACACCUACAGAUGCUGCGGGUAGAGCCUUCUUUAUUCCUAUGUAUACAAAAGUUGGCCAGGAUUUGCAAACCGCACUCGUCGCAUUUAGAGAACUUCUCCCAUGCAUUAGCCUGAUAGCAGACUCAGUUAGCGAUAACUUUGGGCAAGCAUAUAAUGAAGGGUCCCAUGCAUGGAAAUAUGCAGGGCAUGUCAUGAACAAUGCUAUGAAAAGAGGUCCGCACCUCGGGAUUGCAUUCUCAAAUCAACCUCUACGAGCUCAACAGAUGACCGCCUCGAAAGGAAUGUUCCAAACUCUCAAGGCCUUUUUCAAGCUUUGUUUGAGAGUAGUUCAACAUGACAUAGACAGAAUACAGUCCAAAACCCCUCUCCCAUACAGGCCGUGCUCGUUGACAUAUCUUGGCCCCGCCGCAGACCUUUGUCGCCUGCAGCCUUUGGCACUACCCCAACACUACACCGAAGCUUCUCAGGUCAUAGCUACUGAGUUUUGGUUUGGCAUCAUCGAUUUGGCUUUAGAUGAGAAUUAUGGAUUUGGGCGUUACGGGACAUAUCUCGACUUAGCGCUAGAGCGAUUAUCAAAACAACCAGAUUUGAUAGAUCAUGUCAAGCAGCUCUUCAGAUUACCGACCGCAGUGCUUAAGAUGACUGUGGAGAUGAACACCUUUGGUGACCCAUUCUCGGAAGAGAAAGCUCGGGCCGCCAGGGCCAAAAUUAGCAGGCAUACAUACAAUAUGAGCCUAAUUACGCAAAAGAAGCUAAAAGAAUUCAUCGGCGACAAUUUUUUGGAAUCUAGAGAGGAUUUCAACUCUCUUGUCGAAUAUGCUGCUCAUCUGCUCAACGAAAGUGUCGCCGUCAAUCCAGCUCUCAUUGAUGAUAACUCUGAAUUUCGACUAGCUGUUGACUUUGCUUCUUUCCCGCCCGAAUACUAUGCUUUAAUAUCGGAUGCCUGUUUACGAAUGACGAUUUACGAUCUUGCACUUCGCAAAUGCAAGAAGCUAGAGAUUAGGCUUCAUGCAUUAACGACUAUUUGUAACGAACUGUUAGAGGUUUGGAAAAAGCGGGCCAUGAAGCGGGAAGACCCGCUCCUUCAAUGCAUAUCUCGCUUCAUUAAAAACUCGGGACUAGUUGAAUACAUACUCGGUCCCCACUCACAUUUCCAACUUAUCCAGAAAGCCGCAAAUGUGGUUGGUUUCUUGAUAGUCAUGGGCGACUUUGAUCGACACUUUGUGGAAGUAGUAUGGCAACCAAUACUGGUUGUCAAAGACCAACGGGAAACCCAUGCAACAAUUUCCCUACUUCAGGAGCUGUGCCAUAAUAUGACACUUGGCAAUCACUAUGACUCGUGCACUGCGCUAUGCCGAGCUCCGACCAAUGCAUGGGAUGAACCGCUGAUGUCCUACUUUGACCGAGUUAUCGCCGAAGUCAAGCGGCAUGGCCAACAGAACGCUGUUAAUUUGGAACUUCCUCCGUAUAAGCUUAUUAUUCAGCUCCUAACGCAGUCUUUUGAUAUCUUGGUUUCUGACCCCGGUGCUGCCUUCACCAAUUUUCUAGCGGCAAAGUUCGAUUGGCUGUAUGGUCAACUCGGAGACCUGCUGUUAUACGGUCCUCAAAUCGAGGAAAAGAAGGAGUUGAUUACUAAGUGCAUCGAGGAGAUUGAGAAGGCUACUAGCUAUAAGGCUACAAACCUAUAUAUAUUAAACGCUGUUUUAGAGAGCUUCCCUUCUCACACCGCCCGCCUCGAAGAUGGGUCGACCGUAUCGAUCGCCCAAGAAAUCGCUGAUAUUGACCUUGUCGGUCUUCUUGUUAGGCAAACGGUCCUCUGUGUCGAAGGCCAGGUCAACUUUGAAAAUCUCUACCAAGACUUGCAUCCAAUAUUCAAGCUCCUGCGACUCGCCAUGCUCCAUACUCCCGAGUUGAUACAAGACCAUCAGGGUUCGCAGCUUUGGCUAGUUCUUUGCGGCGAAGGCUCUCGUGAUCCCCGUGUCCGGAACUGUUCAUUUGGAUUCUUCAGCGAUUUUCUUUCUCAGCCUACUAGCUUAGAGGCAGCAGAGACGAAUACUUUCAUGCGCGCGAUAUUUAGGGAUUAUUUCCCCGCCUUACAGCCGUGCCUUUUCGUUCCAUCAUGUUUAGAGUUUUGCAAAAACGCUGUUCUGUAUUUCAACCAAGGCCUAGACAUCAAUGAGGACUUCGAGUUCUUAAAAAUCGAUGGGAUUAACCAAGUGUGGCGGAUAAUCACAACAGCUCCGCAAGAUGACGUUGCAAUUGAAGCAAUUAACUAUUUGGUCAACUUUUUUGCAGAUUAUCGCACAAACUAUGCCGGUAAUAAUCUACUAACGAAGGUUAAUUGCGACCUUGUCAACCAUUCUAUCAAAGAGCUGUGUGAGGCAGCAUCAUUUCUAGGAGAGAGUGGACCGGAAUCUUCUGUUCCUGAAGGCUCAGCUGCAUUGAAGUUUCGGCGGUCUCUCGUUGUGCUUCAGAAUCUCCUAGAAAGCACGCCUGCCAAUUCCAACAUCACACAGAAACCUGAGAGUUUUGAGUAUCCGGGGUUAGAUGAUGAGAUUUGUGAGACUCUUACCAUUCAGUUCCAAGGUCAUGCUCCGAAGUAUAACGGCUCGAAAUGCGAAAUCACGGUUCCUGCCACUUUGACGGGGAAAGAGUUCUAUAAUCAUCUAGGGCUCAUCACAGGCUUCCAAGCCUACAGAUUGAUUUAUGCAGGAAAAGAACUAUUUUGGACCGAAACAGAAAGCACGUUGUCGGAGCUCCAUGUUCCAAACAGGUGCUCGAUGAUGCUGCACAGUCGGACGACGCCAAUUAAUUUGUCGGGUCUGACGACGAAUGAGGCCGUACGAACAGAGGUUCAGAAGCACUUUGCAGAUCUUCAUCAGCUCUUAACACUGCCGGACGAUUAUAGCGGGAAGAUUUGGCGUCUCGUUGGCCGGUUUAAUCCCCCAAUUGAUAGGUAUCCUGAGACGAAGGAGAGCCUCUUGGCAUCCCCGAUUGAGUCCGCCACACACCAUCCCUUCAAGCUGCUCUAUGAUCUUGCCAUAAUCAGAACCGUAGUCGAACAUGCUACCGUUGGAUUGCUGGACUCUGUAGAAGUGUAUGCUCUAUCGGAAUGGGUGGCUAAAACUUUGCUAUCUUUUGAUGUUCCUGGCAUCCGAGCCUCGCAAUCUCAUACCGAAGUCGUUAUAGCACUCUUAGACUGUCUCUACCCUUUGAUAUCUCAUGCCUCUGGAACAAUUUCUUCUCCGGGAGCUGCUUACGAUGCUCCAAUUCUGAUAUCAUUCUUGCUUUCACUGCUGAAUGAGUUUCAGGGACUAAUUACGUCUGAGGCUGGGAAGGUUGGCGUUAAGGCAUUUAGAUCAGUCCUCUCGCUUGCUAUCCAGAAUCCCAAUGGGCUUGAAAUAAUCCUGGAUAAUGGCCAAUUCCCCGCUUCUCUCAAAUCAUUCUUGCUGGAAGAUAUCCGCGAGGAUCUGCGGAAGGAUAUUUGUGCCGCUGUCACCAAUGCUAGCCAUGAUGCCUUUGUCGCAAUUCCCGCGGGCCAGGACUCAACUGAAGGCAUAUCCACAGAGGCUGUCAAAGUCGCCUUGUACAUUUGGAAGAGUCUCUACAACCUCAUUCCACAUACAUUGAACGCCGUAUCCCAGAGCCUCGAAACUUUCCACGCCACCCAAGAGGUUUUCGUCUUGAUAUCUAGUUACGAACAAUUUGACACGCCGAUCCCUAAAUUCUUUUCGGACUGGUGCGAUUUGCUCCUGGAACAUAGUUGUCAGGAAUCCAUCGAUGUUCUUCUUCAAGAUAACGUCAUAUUCGGACUUUCAAGUCUUUUGACCGCUUGUAUCAAGAUUUCGGAUAAUGGUUAUGAUUCUUCGUGGACAACUAAACCUCAACUAGGGAUACUUCUUCAAGAGCGUUUCUUAUUCCCACAACUUACUAGUGAAAGGGAUGAGGAGGCAAUGGAUCUAGGCGACGCGAAUACGGCCAUUGUUUUGACAACUGAAUCACGUAGUCUUCUAAACCAGUUAUCGACGAUGGUACUACAAACCCCCGAAGAUAUGGAUGCGCUAGUCAGGUUUCUUAAGGAAAUUCUCACCGAAGCUGCGCCUGGGCUCCCGACAAUGUUCAGCGUCGAUCGCAGCCGAUGGCUUCGCUCCGAAGCUGGGCACGUAGGGCUAAAGAAUUUGUCGAACACCUGCUAUCUCAACUCGCUGUUGACACAACUUUUCAUGAACCUCCCAUUUCGAGAAUUUAUCCUGAAUGCGGAUUCUAACUCAGAGACUUUCAACCCACUCGAAACUCUCAAAACGAUUUUUGCGAACCUCCAGAAUUCAUGGCAGAGAGCUUUCGAACCCAAGGAUUUCGUUGCUACGAUUCGUGAUUAUGAUGGAGAGCUCAUUGACGUUGGCAUUCAGAUGGACGUGGAGGAGUUUUAUAACCUUCUUUGCGACAGAAUCGAAAGUCAAAUCGACUCCCCGGAUUCUAAAAAAGACUUUCGAGGUUUCUUCGGUGGCACGUUUGUUCAACAGGUUAAAUCAAUGGAGUGCGAGCACGUUUCGGAACGAGAGGAGUCGUUUUCCGCAAUUCAAUGCGAUAUCAAGGGAAAGAAAAACCUUCAGGAAUCCUUAAAGGCUUUUGUUGAAGGCGAAACCUUAAAUGGCGACAAUAAAUACUCCUGUACGAAUUGCAAUAAGCACGUUGAUGCUGUUAAAAGAACAUGCCUCAAACAGAUCCCAAAUCAAGUCAUCUUCCAUCUCAAAAGAUUUGAAUUUGACUUGAGGACAAUGAAUCGAAGCAAGAUCAAUGAUGUUUUCGAAUUCCCUACUAGAAUCGACCUGCACCCAUUUUCGAUAGAAGCGAUCAAUGGUACACAGCAAGGAGAUGCUAUAAAGGAUGAAUUCGAAUUAGUCGGCGUUCUUGUUCAUAGUGGCACUGCGGAAACUGGACAUUACUAUUCCUACAUCAAGGACAGAGAGGGCAAGACUAUCGAAGGGGUACCUAUGUGGUUCGAAUUUAACGACGCUGAUGUGUCCUUAUUCGAUCCUUCUACUAUCCCGUACAACUGUUUUGGGGGUACUGAUACAAUACCAUCUAAGGACGGACUGCUUCCACACUCUUUCAUGAAGCCAUAUAGUGCCUAUAUGCUUUUCUAUGAGCGUAUAGCGUCACAACCCCAGCAACCCCGUGCGCCGAUAGAAGUUGAGCCUGAACUUUAUAAGAACAUCUUCGAGGAGAACGAGAACGCCUUGCGACGGUACUGCUUGUUUGAUACAUGUCACCUGGACUUUGUUUCUGGGCUUAUGCACCGCCUACAGGAGCUCAAUGGUGGAUGUUGCACUGAAGAGCAUGACCUUGAGGAUAAUACGUUGCAGCUAAUGCUUGAUAUAUUCAGUCAAAUCGCCAUCAAGAUAAAGGAUUGUGAGCAAACUAUCGACUUCCUUUCGGCACUGGGAGAAACCAUCAAAGGAUGCAGUCUCUGCUGUAAGGGUUUACUCUAUUGGCUAGAGAUUCAUCCUGAAUAUCUCAAAAACACACUCCUCAAAUGUGGUACCCCAAGAGUUCGACAGGAAUUCGGGAAUCUUAUCAUAUUUGCUGCUCAGAAUGUCGAUAACGGAGGGCCUAAACAGCUCGAGUUUUUCGAUUCGAUGACCCAUGAGUGUAACGAAUAUUUCGAGGUACUAUGCUACCACAUGAGGGCAUGGGACGACUACUUCGGCUUCCUUAGGAACGUUGCCGAAUUGUCGACCGAGAUCGCUGUCCAAUUCAUCAAUGCUGGAUUCUUGCAAAGAUCCCUUGAAAUUUUCAUGAUUGAGUUCCUUCCAAGGGCUACUAAAAUGAAAUAUGGCGCUCUUGCUAGGUUUGUUGAUAAGGGUCGGAAGAUGCUUCAUUCUGGGCUUCUUGAGUUCAUUGCUGCUCUCCUAGAGGUUUGCGAUCUUCACAACGUGAUCGGCGAUGGUGAUGAAGAUGAAGAGGAUGACGCCAAUCGGGAAUAUCAUGAAGGCUAUGGUGUACCUAUCAGUCGUAUCGAACUAACUACUCUUAGGCAUUGCACUAAGAAGAAUGGCCUUUAUAUUCUCUACAAGUCUCUGGACAUCACAGCCAGCAUCAAAGCGAUCAACAAGAUUCUGAAAAAGCUGGUUUCCUGCGACCCACAGUUGGCGUUGCUGCCUGAUAUCGCUAGGGCUCUUCAUGCGACAGUCGCUGUCGACCCGGCACAUCUUGCCGAGCCCUCAUUGCAAGCCAUUAUCGUGUUCUUAGAGAAUGUGAAGCAGGCCGCUGAGGUCCGAGAUAUGGUUCGACGAAUCGCGAUGGAGGUCAAAACUAUCGGGGCACAUGGCGGGGUUGAACACUUGAGCUUCUUCAAGACAGCUUUUGUGACCCGCAAUCCGAACUUCAGCCCUGCUUUUAUCCCCAACCAGGUCACAGAAAACGCGAAAAUUUGGGCACCUCCUUUGCUGACCUACCAUGACGAAGCAGUCCGAUCUGCGACCCAAGACUUCUUGCUGCGAAAUUUUGUGGGCGACAUUCCGAACCAAAGCGAGAAAGUGCGAAGUAAUCAGAAAGAGUUGCUACGAGAUUUUACCGCCCAUGCUAUCGCUUGGGUUGAUGCGAAAUUUGCGAAGACUCGACCUCAGAUGAUACGGGAUGAAACCCGACUUGCGAAUAUUCUACAAAUAUUAGGGUCUUGUUGCGAAGGCAUGGAUGAUAUGGAUGAAGAUGUAGAACUUAGACUCAAAGUCGAAAAUAUCAGGAAUAGCGUCGAUCGACUAGUUGUAUUAGAAGAGGAUGAGCCAAGUGAUCUCGCCAACUCUGACAGUGCUAGUCUCACACAGGAGAUUGACCUCCUUGAUAAUGACUAUAGUAGUAACUGA
This is a messenger RNA of Orbilia oligospora ATCC 24927, 7578 nucleotides long. RefSeq lists its product as uncharacterized. Gene Ontology annotation, cellular component: nucleus; cytosol. The record is from RefSeq and is a predicted model, not a curated record. The transcript has 19 exons. Gene Ontology annotation, molecular function: cysteine-type endopeptidase activity; cysteine-type deubiquitinase activity. NCBI's taxonomy places the organism in Eukaryota, Fungi, Ascomycota, Orbiliomycetes, Orbiliales, Orbiliaceae. The coding region runs from base 1 to 7578 and encodes 2525 amino acids. Gene Ontology annotation, biological process: protein deubiquitination.